This is a messenger RNA of Striga hermonthica, 429 nucleotides long. The record is from the annotation of a GenBank genome assembly. NCBI's taxonomy places the organism in Eukaryota, Viridiplantae, Streptophyta, Magnoliopsida, Lamiales, Orobanchaceae.
AUGAAAUCAAGGAAACGAGAUUUACUCACUAUUUCUGCCAAUUUAGGGGGAGGAGAUGGAGAGCUGAAGAAAGGAGGCAAGAAGAAGAAGUUCAUCACCAAAGAUGAAGAACCUCAACAGUACUGGCAAACAGCAGGUGAAAGACAAGGGGAAAAUCCUAUGAAAACCCCUCUUCCUUACAUAAUCAUAUUUGGGAUUAUAAUACCGACUCGGCCUAACCGGACAAAGACCCGUGAGAUGGAGGACAAGAAAGCCUACUUGCCUACUCGGUCAUUAGACUUUACCUACUGGUCCAAUGGUCUAUUGGUCCACUGGUCUACUGGUCUAAGGGUCUACUCCAAUGGUCUAUUGGUCCACUGGUCUACUGGUUUAUUGGUCCACUGGUCUACUGGUCUAAGGGUCUACUGGUCCAAUGGUCUACUGGUCUAA